Oenanthe melanoleuca is the source of this 3605-nucleotide messenger RNA. RefSeq names its product cis-aconitate decarboxylase-like. The transcript has 5 exons. NCBI's taxonomy places the organism in Eukaryota, Metazoa, Chordata, Aves, Passeriformes, Muscicapidae. The record is from RefSeq and is a predicted model, not a curated record. The coding region runs from base 1 to 1674 and encodes 557 amino acids. Gene Ontology annotation, molecular function: lyase activity.
AUGGUCUACUCCACCUUCCAGCACCAGACAGUGCUGGGAAUCCACCUGGGCCGGGCCAGAGCUCAGGUCAGGGUGAGUGCUGGGUCCUGGGUCUCAGUCUCUGAUGAUGGUCGUGGGGCAGAUCAGACAAACUUCAGGCCGACCCUUACCCGCUGUCCUUGUCCCCUCGGCGUCCCCUGCGCAGUGGUGGCCCGGAGCGCUCCGGAGGAGUCCGUGACCGGCAGCUUCGCCUCGUUCAUCCGCGGGGCUCGCCCCGAGCACCUGUCCCAGACCGUGCGGCAGCGCAGCAAGAGGAUGAUCCUGGACAGCAUCGGCGUGGGGCUGGUGGGCAGCACCACACGCGUGUUCGACAUCGCGCUGCGCUACUGCCGGGUAGGGACAGCCCCGCGCCGCCACCGCCGCUGCCACCUCCAGGGCCACCCGCGGGGCUCCGCUGACAUUCCGUCCCUCCCGCAGGAGCUGUAUUCCUCCGGGGCCGUGAGCUCUGUCUACGGCAAGCCCGGGCUGAAGCUGUCCCCGACCCUGGCUGCCUUCACCAACGGCGUGGCGACCCAUUCCAUGGAUUUUGACGACACGUGGCACCCUGCCACCCACCCCUCCGGGGCCGUGCUCCCGGCUCUCCUGGCAGCUUCCCAGAUGCUCCCUCCCAACGCCAAACCCAGCGGCCUGGAAUUCCUGCUGGCCUUCAACGUGGGCCUGGAAGUGCAAGGGAGGCUCAUGCACUUCUCCACCGAGGCUCACGACAUUCCCAAAAGGUUCCACCCUCCCUCGGUGGUGGGCACCCUGGGCAGCGCCGCGGCCGCGGCCAAGCUGCUGUCCCUCAGCUCUGCCCAGUGCUGCCACGCCCUGGGCAUCGCCGCCUCCCUCGCCGGGGCGCCCAUGGCCAACGCCGCCACCCAGGCCAAGCCUCUCCACGUUGGAAACGCCACCCGCCUGGGCUUGGAGGCAGCUCUGCUGGCGGCCCGAGGGAUGGAGGCCAACCCCUUGAUCCUGGAUGAUAUUCCCGGCUGCUCGGGGUUCAGCGCCUUCUACAGCGUCUACCAGCCCAAACCGCUGUCGGCGCCCGGCGAGCGCCACGAGUUCCUCCUGGAAAAGCAGGAUAUCGCCUUCAAGAGAUUCCCAGCCCACCUGGGCAUGCACUGGGUGGUGGAUGCUGCUUUGUCCGUCCGGAAUCUCUUCGUCAACUACGCGGGGUCCUUCUCGCCGUCGCUGAUCCGCAGCGUGGUGCUGAAGAUCCCGGUGUCCAAGUACAUCAACCGGCCUUUCCCCAGCUCGGAGCACCAGGCAAGGCACUCCUUCCAGUUCAACGCCUGCGCUGCCCUGCUGGACGGCGAGGUGGGCCUGGGCUCCUUCUCCGAGAGCAGCAUCCAGCGCCAGGAGCUGAGGGAGCUGCUGGGCAAGGUGGUGGUGGAGCACCCCGAGGACAACGUGGCCAACUUUGACAAGAUGUACGGAGAGGUGGCCCUGCUCCUGCACAGCGGGGACGUGCUGACGGGCAAAUGUGACACUUUCUACGGCCACUGGAGGAAGCCCCUGAGCGAAGAGUCGCUCCUGAAGAAGUUUCGAUCCAACGCCUCCCACGUGCUUCCAGAAGAAAAGGUAGAAGCCAUCAUCACUCUGGUGGACAACCUGGAGAACCUGUCAGACAGCUCCCAGCUGGCCUGCAGCCUGUGAGGGGGAUUGGUGAGGGGCUUGUCCUGGUGAAGCUGCGAUUCCUUUCUCCAUUGGUGCUUUCCUAUUGAUUCCCAAGGACAGGGAACUUCCCACCCCUUCCAGUAGAUCAUUGCAAAGAAACACACGAGGUAGGAGGUGUGUCUGGGCCAGCGCACGGACCGAGCCUCAACUCCUGGUUGAUGCUGGCUGAGGAGCUGAAAGGCCACCACAAGUAUAAAAAAAUUCCUAUGGAAAUCUCUGAGAAUCCUCAAAUUCCAGGGGGAAUGGUGCCCAUGCAUUUCUUACAACUGGAUCCAAGUUUUUCUGUGCAGGACGCCGAGUCUGGGAAGAGGAGGAGGUUCAGCUGUGCUUUUCUCAGUGCUCCUCUGGGCACUUUCAGGAUCAGAGUCAGGCAGUCCCACAGGAAAAUUCCAUCCUUGCUGUGAGCAGCCCUGCCUGCAGGACUCCCCAGCAGAGAGGGAUUCUUUUCCUUUCCAGUAAAAGCCUCGUGUUUCUCCAGCAGAUGAGGUGCAGAUGAGAACUCAACAUUUAUCCACAUGAAACACUGGGACUGCUGAUCCAAAGAGCUCCUUCCCAAUAUGGUCGUGAUAAAAUUGUGGAAUCUGCUGUGGGAAUUAGGAUUAUGGGAAUUAGGAUUCAAGAGGGAUGAGAUGGGAGCAGACAAGAAGGAAAAUCCUUUUCUCUUGCUGGUCGUGGUUUGUGCAGGGAACGAACCAUCCAGAAGAAAACUGUUUUCCCACCUGUUAAUCAACUGUCCAAUAUUCAUAGUGAAUCUUGCUGAAUAAAGAACAGAAUUAAAUUCAUUUUCUCCAUAAAGAUUUAAUGCUGCAUUAUGUAAACCAUCAGUUUUAAUUGGAAUCCUCACAAUACAGAGGUUUUCCCAAUCGAUGGGGACAGGGACAGCUGGAAUGCUGACCUGUGGUUUCUCCAGGGAAAAGCAUUGAGCCCCACAAGUUGUUUUUCCUGGAGAUAACAACAACCAUCAGCCAGCAAAGCCUCUGGUGCUCCAACACCGUCACUCCAACAGAAGUUCCUCCAUCAGCAACGCAUUCCAAAUACUUGCUAAAUUUCCAUUACAAGUUUUGAGUUUCCCGUGGUUCGGGCCAGGUGUGAGAGCCCCAAAAAUGUCAUUCCAUGUUUCACCCUCUGGUGAACGGGAAAGGCACAGAGCUGGUCUCCUCCAGGCCAGCCAGCAGCUCAGCAUUUAAAGGGAUCAACAGAGCCGAGGUGGGCUCCAGUGGAGGAAGAAAAACCCUCUCCCAUGGGGUUUGAACCCAUCUAAUGGGCUUUGACCCCCUUCCAUAGGGUUUGAUCCCCUCUCAUGGGGUUUGAACCCCUCCCAUGGGCACCAACCCUCUCCCAUUGGGGUUUGACCCUCUCCCAUGGGCUUUGACCCCCUUCCAUGGGGUUUGAUCCCCUCUCAUGGAGUUUGAUCCCCUCCCAUGGAUUUUGACCUUCUCCCAUGGAUUUUGACCCUCCCUCAUUGGGAUUUGACCCCCUCCCAUGGACACCAACCCUCUCUCGUUGGGGUUUGACCCUCUCCCAUGGGGUUUGACCCUCUUCCAUGGCUUUGACCUCUCCUGCAGGAACCAACCCUGUUCCAUGAGGAUUAACCCUCUCCCAUGGGGUUUGACCCUCUCCCGUGGGGAUUAACCCUUUCCCGUGGGUUUUGACCCUGCGAGGGUCACAGACCCGGCCGGGGGAAUCAGCACCCUGGAGAGCAGCCGCCGGAUGCUCCGCGGGCGCCGGGACCGAGGGAAUUCCGCUCCCAGAGUCCCUCCCAGGGAUCCCUCCUGGGAUCCCUUCCCGGAUCUCCAUCCACAAGGUGAAGGUGAGGAGAUGCCCGUGGCUUUCUCCCAUGGCAUUCCUGUCUUUAACUCCCACAAGCCACUCAGUGGAAACCAGCUUAUGCCCGCUGAUCAUCCAAAGCA